AGCUUUUCUCUGAUAUCGCCCAUCCCUAUUUACAACUGACGAGGUGUCAUCAACUAGGAAGUGUUCAUAGUUAUGGUCACGUGAUGUGGGAAUCGCGGAUAUUUAUAGAUGCAAAGCCUAGCGAGAGAGCUUGGCAGAUAUGUAACCUAUGUAAUUAUGCCCGUACAUUUAUGCACAAGGCGUUUGACAAUCUUUCACGUGACAGGAAUGAGAACUGUCGGAAUAUGUGAUAGAAUUCUUCGCGUUACGAUGUCCUAGUGCAGCAAAUUUACUGAAAACGCGACCUACAUUGUAUUUUAAGACGAGCCUUUCACUGUGUUCCAAGAAACUGUCACGAAUUGGUGAAUCAUGUUUGAAGGCUGAAUGUUGAUCUUGCGAAUACGAUGUACGAAAUUGCUACUUCAAAAUUAGUCUUUCGGUAUUUUACUACGACCUGCAAUUAGUUGACGGAAACCAUGUCGAAGUCUGAUGGACCUAAACUCGUUAUCGCGCUUUACUCCUUCAAGGGGAAGAACAACGACGAAUUAUGCUUUAAGAAAGGGGAUGUGAUAACGAUAACUCAAAUAGACGAUGAAGGCUGGUGGGAGGGUACAUUAAAUGACAAAACUGGUUGGUUUCCCUCCAAUUAUGUCAAGGAAUAUAGAAUUCCAGAUGAUGGUCAUACAUCAAUUAAAGCAUCUCCAGAAAGAAGUCCACAAGAAUCACCUAUACAUCACAAACUUAAUCGUGAUAUAGUAUUAAAAGAUAUUGUUAAUUCUGAAAGAGUAAAUGUGGCAGAACUGCAGGGUUUAAUGAAUAAGUUUUUACAACCUCUUGAAGCAUCAAAUAUACUAAAAAAAGAUGAAUACAAGCAACUACUUGGUAAUAUACACGAAGUUUUGGAAACUCAUCAGUAUUUAUUGGCAAACUUGGAAGCAACUAUUUUACAAGGACUCUCUGCAAGAAUGGGAAAUCUUUUUAUAACUAUUGCACCCAGAUUAAAAUCUGUUCACACAACAUAUUGUAAUAAUCAUCCACAAGCUGUGUGUAUUCUGGAUCGAUAUAGAGAUGAAUUGAAUGAAUUUAUGGAACAUACUGGAGCAGUAUCACCUGGGAUAUUAGUAUUAACCACUGGUCUUAGCAAGCCGUUCCGACGAUUGGAUAAAUAUUCUGCUAUGCUUCAAGAACUAGAAAGGUACACUGAAAAGAAUCAUCCCGACAGAGGAGAUACUCAACGUAGUAUAGCAGUAUAUCGAGAAAUUGCGGAUCAUUGCGUCUCCAUACGUAAGCAGCGUGAAUUAGCACUUCAAAUAUUAACCAGUGGGAUCAAAGGGUGGGAAGGCGAAGAGUUGAGCUCGUUAGGCGAGGUUCUUCACGUUGGAUCUGUGACUCUAGCAACCGGUGUAGAUCGUAGAGACAGAUACUUUGUUUUGUUUCCUACCACUUUGCUGGUGCUGAGUACCAGUCCAAGAAUGAGUUCCUAUAUUUACGAAGGAAAAUUGCCACUAACAGGCAUUAAUGUAACUGGAAUUGAAGAUACAGACGAAAUAAGAAACGCCUUAGAGAUCACUGGACCAAUGAUCGAAAGUAUCGUUGUGCUGUGUCCCACGAGAGAAGAGAGACAGCGUUGGAUUGAGCUUUUAAUUCAGGAACAAGGCACUAGCCUCUUGAAAUCACCAAAUAUGUCCCGUCAAAUGAACAAUCAGACGAACGGGAAACAUCAACGACCAACAAUAGAGCAUUGUUCAUCUCCAGGGAUUAAGACACCUUGGAGUCUCGCAUCAUUAAGACCUGCUCCUCCCUUAUAUUCUCUUAAGAACUUUGGUAAAAUAGAUACUACCACAGAUACAUCGCGCUCACCACGAUCAUGCAAUGAACGACAAUUUGAAGAAGAUGCGAUUAUACUGAAAGUAAUAGAAGGUUAUUGUCUUUCUGUCAAUGCAAGGUUCACUGUACAUUCUGGGGAAUCCAAUUCAAUGUUAGAUUAUGAAUCACAAAAAUCACGCGAGAGGAUAUCAUCUCUGCAUAACAGAGGCAAUUGGGAAUCUUGUAAUGAUAGGACAUUAUCAGAAACAGUUAAAACUUUGAAGAAUCAAAUGACAGACUUGCAAUCACAAAUGUCACUACUAACAAAACAAUUAGAUGAGGAAAGGAGAUCACGACUUUCAUUGGCUGCUACAGUAAAACGUAGCAUGGGAGUUAUAGAUGGAUAAGAAUGAAAUCAAAAAUUGCAUGCAUUCAUAUUAUAAGAAAAAGAACAAUGUUGCGAAAGAAAUUUUUCACAAUCUUUAUUUCUUAUAUACAAGUUUUAAUCAUGAAGUUUAAUAUGUUGAGUGUUGUUGGAAUGUUUCAUAAAGUUUACUCUAUUUGUAUAAUAUGUAUGUGAUAAAUAUAGAAUAAGCAC
Molecule: messenger RNA, 2383 nt
Organism: Odontomachus brunneus
Lineage: Eukaryota; Metazoa; Arthropoda; Insecta; Hymenoptera; Formicidae
Gene: RtGEF
Product: rho guanine nucleotide exchange factor 7
Exons: 12
Coding region: 456-2192 (578 amino acids)
Molecular function (GO): guanyl-nucleotide exchange factor activity; protein binding
Source: RefSeq, a predicted model, not a curated record